AUGCAGAGCAUAUCUUCGUCCGCGUCGUCCACGUCGUCUGCUACUAUGUCCGUCGCACCACUCGCCACAGGUCCCGCUAGAACUUCGUUCACUCUAACCCAACCCUCCCAACCCUCCGCUCACGCCGCCACAUCAAAUCCAGCAGGCGCGACAGCUCUACCUACACCGCCCGAACUCGAACAGACCCUCGCUCUCCUCUCUUCACACCGCUCUGUUCUCGGCUAUCUUCUUCUUUCACGCGACGUCGCCGAUGUCGAACCAACGUCCUCAAUGAAGGAGCCACAUAUGUUCGGUAUCAUAAGACAUUCGGGCGUCGUGUUCGAAGGAGAGCAGGGGAGGAGAUAUGCGAAUGCUGUGGGGCGGAUUGUGGCGAGCACGCAGGCUGCACUGGAGGAGGUCAGUGAGGAGAAGAACGAAGGGGAUGAGAUCCGGUUUAUGAGGAUUCGGACGAAGAGGCAUGAGAUUAUGAUUUCGCCAGACAAGCGAUAUCUCCUAGCUGUCCUACACGACCCAACCACAUAAAUCGUUGUCGGUGUAGUCCACCUGCGCCCUCUGCCCUACCACUUCCUGUACAUACCCUACCGCACCCUUCGCCGACCCAGCUUACACCCUUAACGAGCAUCGUACCCAUGACCCGUCACCACUGCCCUGUACGUGUACUCCGCCUGCGCCCUCUGAAUAACCGCUGCUGCCGCCUCAGACCCUGGAUUACAGCUUCAUAAUCGCCUUGCCCUUCGUUUCUUUGCGGAUACCAUUCCUUAUGUCUUUAUCCUCACGUUUCUCACUCUGCACGCAAUGUAUUGUUUAAC
Stereum hirsutum FP-91666 SS1 is the source of this 809-nucleotide messenger RNA. RefSeq lists its product as uncharacterized. Bases 1 to 522 code for a protein of 173 amino acids. The record is from RefSeq and is a predicted model, not a curated record. Gene Ontology annotation, biological process: microtubule-based movement. Gene Ontology annotation, molecular function: dynein intermediate chain binding. The transcript is spliced from 3 exons. Gene Ontology annotation, cellular component: cytoplasm; cytoplasmic dynein complex. Lineage: Eukaryota; Fungi; Basidiomycota; Agaricomycetes; Russulales; Stereaceae.